AUGGAGCCUCCCUCGCCUCACAGCCCGGGGACCUCAGCGCCCUCUGGCGACGCAUCGUCGCCCACACUCCCCCACACCGUCUCGGGCGUGUCACGCCCCCUUCCCCUUCACAGCGACUCACCUCACCCCGCUGACAGGUUUGAGCUGCCCUUCGUCUUGCAAGACCAGGUCAGCCUCAUUGCUGAUUCUUCGUCCCAGAUCCGCGAACGGUGCGCCAUGGCAACGGCGGUCCCAGACAGCCCGCACCGGCAGUCCCUCCUGCUGGAGGCUAUCGACAAGGACCGCGAGACUCAUGGUGAAGCACCGAUCUCGAGUGAAGGCGCAACACUGCUUGCCAACGUCGCCGACGACCUCCUGGCACUGGGAGCGACAGGGCUUGUAUUUGAUCCAGCCAACCUCAGCUCGCAGUGGACCCACAUUCGGCCGUCCCAAAUCAGCAGCGCAGACGCCCGCGGAAAGAGGAAGAGGGCGGCAAGCGAGUCUGGAUCUGACCACGGCACGACAUACAUUUUAUUCGAGGGCGACGAGCAGCACGAGGACAUGGGCUCAUGGUUUGGCCCUCGCAUCGACCUUUGGCAGCUCGUCCUCAAGACGGAAGACGAGGUCCGGAAACAGCUCUUCCUUGUGAGCCACUAUCUCUCGCCCGUCCGGCUACCCCGGGUCUGGGUGUACUCUGGCGAGGCGGCCAAGUACAUCUUUGGCAAUGCUCUGGCGGACAUGUUCCGUCCCCUCCCGUGUGGUCAACCGCCGCUCGUCAAGGACGCCUACUUGUCGUUGCUCCACACCUCAGCGACGCACAAUGUCAGCGGCAAAGUGGGUCGUCCCGUUGCGAUUGGAGUCGGUCCCCGGGACUCUGACUUCUGGGUCAUUGCCAUCUGCAACUUCCACCCUGGCACCCUCAAAUACGAUCCUCGCAUGGAGACGGCCACGCUUCCCGUGAUGCAGAUCGUGGAGCGCAUCAAUGUCAAGGCCGAGGCCGCCAUCGUCGAGACUGUCAAGACCAAGGGACCUCCUCCAACCGGCGACAAUUAUCGAUGGCUGAUCGACUGUCGCCAAGCGGUUCUCGCAGGCCUCGAAGAGUCGGGCUUGAUGCGCGAGCUGGACCAUGCUGUGGAGGCGUAUGACGCUAUCGUGGCGGCCCUGGGGAAACUCCGGCUUGUCAAAGAGCCACAGGCAAAGGGCGAUGAUGACGCUCGCGAGUUGUCGGCGGGCAUGUCCCACGCUCGCGAACUGUGGGCAACGAAGCGCGAGGUGCAAGCGGAAGACAUCUUGGAUUUUGCCGAUCGCAUCGAAGAAACGGGCCUCGCCGACUUUGUCCCCCAUUCGCUGCCACUGUUCUCCCGCCACACCCGGGCCGAGGCGAAGGCAUGGAUCCUGUCAAGCCCCGCCACUACAUACAACUUCACCCUCGCGGCUCAAGCGUCCCACAGCCACGUCACACGACUGAUGGACACUGAUGGCCGUAAGGAGUAUGCCAAGUACCGCUUUGCCGAAUCCAACCAAGCUCGGCGCGAGCUCGAGUGGAGGUCGGCCGUCGACAAGAAGGGAACGAGACUCGACACGGACUCAAGGCACAUCCGACGGUGCUGUCCUGUCCUCAGUAAGUCCGAACCCCCGUUCCAAAAACUGUCCAAGGACGACCUCUGCGAGAAACGGAUCUUGCACUCUUACCAGGCUUACGAACACGCGCUGGAACUCGGACAACUGGACCCCUCGGUCAACACGCCAGCUGCUCUCAUGUGGACAACCACAACGGACCUCCUUGUCCAUUUGCCGACGUUUUUCCCACCCCUCUUCACCGCGAUCACCGCCCAGCUCCGCGCGAUCCAGGCGGCUGCAGCGACCUCGAUCAAGGUCCUCAUCCACCACAACUCGCUGGCCUGGAUCAGGGCGUCGGCUGCAGCCAGCAGACAUCAGUCGCCGGUCAUCGCUCCGCUGCCCAACCCAGACGACAACACCCAUUUGUACAAGUCGCCGUCGGUGAAGGCGCUCAUCAAACAGCUCCUCCCUAGCCAACAAAAGCCCCUCUAUUCGUACCCUGCCCGGAUUGCCCCUUCUUCACGGCGCUGCCAAAGGCCGCCGAGGUGCAGCAUGUCUGCCCCGGUAUACGGCAUGCAGCUGCUGGGAUACGUAUUACACUGGCAGACUUAUGUGAUACCCAUCCCCCUCCUGGCGCGCCGCAUGACCGAUGAAAAACACACUGUGCAGCCGUAA
This is a messenger RNA of Apiotrichum porosum, 2214 nucleotides long. RefSeq lists its product as uncharacterized. The transcript has 9 exons. NCBI's taxonomy places the organism in Eukaryota, Fungi, Basidiomycota, Tremellomycetes, Trichosporonales, Trichosporonaceae. The coding region runs from base 1 to 2214 and encodes 737 amino acids. The record is from RefSeq and is a predicted model, not a curated record.